Chaetura pelagica (chimney swift) is the source of this 1745-nucleotide messenger RNA. It is a transcript of the gene POGLUT2, whose product is annotated as KDEL (Lys-Asp-Glu-Leu) containing 1. Gene Ontology annotation, molecular function: protein binding; glucosyltransferase activity. The coding region runs from base 1 to 1488 and encodes 495 amino acids. Gene Ontology annotation, cellular component: endomembrane system. NCBI's taxonomy places the organism in Eukaryota, Metazoa, Chordata, Aves, Apodiformes, Apodidae. The record is from RefSeq and is a predicted model, not a curated record. The transcript is spliced from 10 exons.
AUGCCGCCGAGCGGAGCGGAGCAGAGCAGAGCCGUGAGACGCGGGGCUGUACCCGCAGGGUCCGUGCCGGCGAGCUCCGACACCGUGUGGGACGCUGAAGCUGCCUUGACUAACGCCUGCGUGGCUGCAGGAAAUCCUAACCCGAGUUACCCAUCCUUGGCGUUGUUGACUUCAUCACCAGGUGAAAAUGCAUUCCAGGUGAAGAUCACUGCUCCUGAUGAACAGUUCACUCGAGUUGGUGUGCAAGUAUUGGACAGGAAAGAUGGUUCCUUCCUUGUGAGAUACAGGAUGUAUGCAAGCUACAAAAACCUGAAGAUAGAAGUCAAAGCUGGAGAUAAACAUGUUGCAAAGUCUCCAUACAUUUUAAAAGGACCCAUUUACCAUGAAAACUGUGACUGCCCUCAGGAGGAGAGCAGGGUGUGGCUGGAAGAUAUGAACUGCCCUCAGAUUAUUCCACAGAUUCAAAGAGACCUGGCAAAUUUUCCUAUUGUUGAUCCAGAUAAGAUUGCGAAAGAAAUUCCACAGAGGUUCGGACAAAGGCAGAGUUUGUGUCACUACACCAUCAAAGAUAACGAGGUUUAUAUAAAGACGUAUGGUGAACAUGUUGGCUUCAGAAUUUUCAUGGAUGCCAUACUGCUUUCUCUGACAAGAAAAGUGAAAAUGCCAGAUGUAGAAUUUUUUGUUAAUUUAGGGGACUGGCCUCUGGAGAAAAGAAAGUCCCCACAGAACUUGCACCCUAUCUUCUCAUGGUGUGGGUCCAGUGAAUCAAAAGACAUUGUCAUGCCAACAUAUGACUUAACAGACUCAGUUUUGGAGACUAUGGGCCGAGUCAGUCUGGAUAUGAUGUCAGUUCAGGCAAAUACUGGCCCAUCAUGGGAAGACAAGAAUACCACAGCGUUCUGGAGGGGACGUGACAGCCGCAAAGAGAGGCUUGAACUUGUAAAACUGAGCAGAAAAUACCCAGAGAUCAUAGAUGCUGCUUUCACAAACUUUUUUUUUUUUAAACAUGAUGAAAGCCUCUAUGGCCCUAUUGUUAAGCACAUUUCAUUUUUUGACUUCUUUAAGUAUAAAUAUCAAAUUAAUAUUGAUGGCACGGUGGCAGCAUACAGAUUGCCUUAUCUGCUAGCAGGAAACAGUGUGGUGCUAAAGCAAGACUCCAUCUACUAUGAGCAUUUUUAUAAUGAGCUGCAGCCAUGGAAACAUUAUAUUCCAUUUAAAAGUGACCUGAGUGAUCUACUAGAAAAACUACAGUGGGCAAAAGAGCAUGAUGAAGAGGCAAAAAGCAUUGCAAAAUCUGGACAAGAAUUUGCAAGAAACAGCCUCAUGGGAGAUCACAUUUUUUGCUACUAUUUCAAACUUUUCCAGGAAUAUGCCAGCUUGCAAGUGAGUGAGCCAAAAAUCAGAGAUGGGAUGGAGAAAGUGCAGCAGCCUGAUGAUGACCUUUUUCCCUGCACUUGCCACAGAAAAAAGGCCAAAGAUGAACUCUGACAGAAAGAAACAAAACAUUUUUUUUAAUAUUUACCUAUAUUGAGAAUGCCUUAUUAAAGAAAGAAGAAAAAUUUGGAUUAAAAUGCCAAUGGAUAAUGGCAAUGGAUAUUAUGAAGUUCAGUGUAUCAUGAUCUACAUAUUGGAAGAAAACCAAGCAUCUCGUAUCUCCUUCUAUCAUGCAGUGGUUGCUAAGCCUAGUUCAAAAACAUUUUUUAUAUUUUUUAUUUCUUUUUUUAAUAAAAGCCAUGUUUGUAUCA